Sciurus carolinensis (gray squirrel) is the source of this 2924-nucleotide messenger RNA. Its product is annotated as glycine receptor subunit alpha-4. Gene Ontology annotation, cellular component: synapse; neuron projection; plasma membrane. The transcript is spliced from 9 exons. Gene Ontology annotation, molecular function: transmitter-gated monoatomic ion channel activity; glycine binding; chloride channel activity. The record is from RefSeq and is a predicted model, not a curated record. Bases 1 to 1374 code for a protein of 457 amino acids. Lineage: Eukaryota; Metazoa; Chordata; Mammalia; Rodentia; Sciuridae. Gene Ontology annotation, biological process: chemical synaptic transmission; regulation of membrane potential; nervous system process.
AUGACAACUCUUGUUCCUGCAACCCUCUCCUUCCUUCUCCUCUGGACUCUGCCAGGGCAGGUCCUCCUCAGAGUGGCUUUGGCAAAAGAGGAUGUCAAAUCUGGAACCAAGGGGUCUCAGCCCAUGUCCCCUUCUGAUUUCCUAGACAAGCUUAUGGGGCGAACAUCUGGAUAUGAUGCCAGGAUUCGGCCCAAUUUUAAAGGCCCACCUGUGAAUGUGACCUGCAACAUCUUCAUCAACAGUUUCGGCUCCGUCACUGAGACCACCAUGGACUACAGGGUCAACGUAUUCUUGCGGCAGCAGUGGAAUGACCCACGCCUGGCCUACCGAGAAUAUCCUGAUGACUCUCUAGACCUCGACCCCUCCAUGCUGGACUCUAUCUGGAAGCCAGACCUUUUCUUUGCCAAUGAGAAAGGGGCCAACUUCCAUGAAGUGACCACAGACAACAAGUUGCUGCGCAUCUUCAAGAAUGGAAAUGUGCUCUAUAGCAUCAGAUUGACCCUCAUUUUGUCCUGCCCGAUGGACCUCAAGAACUUUCCCAUGGACAUCCAGACCUGUACGAUGCAGCUGGAAAGCUUUGGCUACACCAUGAAUGACCUCGUGUUUGAGUGGCUGGAAGAUGCUCCUGCUGUCCAAGUGGCUGAAGGACUGACCCUGCCCCAAUUUAUCUUGCGGGAUGAGAAGGAUCUAGGUUAUUGUACCAAGCACUACAACACAGGAAAAUUCACCUGCAUCGAGGUAAAGUUUCACUUGGAACGGCAAAUGGGAUAUUAUCUGAUUCAGAUGUAUAUUCCCAGUCUACUCAUCGUCAUCCUGUCCUGGGUCUCCUUCUGGAUCAACAUGGAUGCUGCCCCUGCCCGCGUAGGCCUUGGCAUCACUACUGUGCUCACCAUGACAACCCAGAGCUCUGGUUCCCGGGCCUCUUUGCCAAAGGUAUCCUAUGUGAAGGCAAUUGACAUCUGGAUGGCCGUGUGCCUGCUUUUCGUGUUUGCUGCCCUGCUGGAGUAUGCUGCUGUCAAUUUUGUCUCCCGUCAGCAUAAGGAAUUCAUGCGACUUCGAAGAAGGCAGAGGCGCCAACGCAUGGAGGAAGACAUCAUAAGAGAAAGCCGCUUCUAUUUCCGUGGUUAUGGCCUGGGCCACUGCCUGCAGGGCCGGGAUGGAGGUCCAAUUGAAGGUUCUAGUAUUUAUAGCCCCCAAACUCCAGCCCCUCUUCUAAAAGAAGGAGAAACCAUGAGGAAACUAUACGUGGACCAGGCCAAGAGAAUUGACACCAUCUCCAGGGCGGUCUUCCCUUUUACUUUCCUCAUCUUCAAUAUUUUCUACUGGGUUGUCUAUAAAGUGCUACGGUCAGAAGAUAUUCACCAGGCACUGUGAAUAGAGUGGGGGUUAUAGAGUCCAGCUUAUGGCUUUCUGUUUCUUCCUGGGUGGGCUUUCCCUCCCCAUUAGAAGGUCUUGGACAGUUCCUUCCCUAUAUCCCUUUCAGAAUUUCAACUACCAGUCCCAAAGCUAUGUGAGCCAGUAUUGCAUGGUGAAAAUGGUGGUUGUACUUAUAAAGAUGGCUCAUCUACCCUAGUCCAUAUUUUCUCUAUAUUCUCUAUUUCUCAUGAGAUUAAGGUCUGGCCUUGUUCCUAGGGCCAGGAUGACUUUCUGCCUUUGCUGGGGGCCCUGUUUUCAACUACUCCAGUGGAGAAUAUUGAGACCAUUGCUACUGGUUUCUAAUGUUUGCCAUCUUAAUCUAUACCAGUCCUUAUCCUAUAACCUCCCACCCAGGGCCAAACCCUUACUCAGCCCUCUGUCACUCCUAUUGCAACCUCAAAUAGAAAGUCUUUCCCAUACACAAGUGCUGCCCUGUGUGACCCAGUCAGGUUUCCUUACACUGAAAGGAAGGCAGAGAUACAAGUUUCCUUCCUCUUAACAAGGAUGGAAUAGUCAUAGGCUGUACUGGGCUAGGAAGGUAUUGUGAACAUUGGGAAUAUGGCCCAACAUAGGGCUGUUCAAGUUUUCUGUGAGAAUUAGGGCAGAAACCCUUGGGCCCUCAGAAAGAUCACCCUUCCAUAUCCACCUGAAUUUCCUGGUCUCAGAAAUAUCUGUUCUAUUCCAUACUUAGCAUGGUGGCACAGUUCAUUAGGCUGCUGGAUAGUGUAAACAAAAAAAAAAACUUUUCUCAAAGAAAAAAAUUCCUUAAGAAAUAUAUGAUAAAAAAAAAGAAAUAUAUGAUGCUAGGAAACUCAAGAAAAGUGACUUCAAAGGUAGUAGAACUCAGGAAAAAUAUAAAUACAGAAACCAUCCUCAGAGAGUCUGUUGUUGACUAGGUUAUCAUUUGUUUCUUCUUUUUGCUCCAGUCCCUUUAUUCUCCAGGACCCUCAUUUAAAACUUCCUUCUCCUUCAUUUCCUUUUAGUGAACAAAUAAUGGUGCCACGCAACUUGUUCAGAAUAGAGUGGGCUUAAAAAUUCCUGGGAAAAAACUAGGCAUAUAAAGGACCACUAUCCUGGACAAACAUUGACUCAACCAACCUCAGCAUAGUAGCUGUAGAAGUUAGAGAGCCAUAAUAAGUGUUGUUUGUUCACCCUUCUUUUGCUUCUCUUUCUCCUUCUACAGCAAGGAACAUUGAGAGGUAUAGCAGUCAGUUAAAGCUACCAGAAAUGUCAGAAUAGAGAGGGUUGGUAUGGUAUGUUUCAGGCCUAACAUACCACUGCAAUGUGGGGAAGCAUGGGCCUGGUGCACUAAGUUCUUUCAAUUGACCUAACUAUGUAGGAACAAAAACAAGAUGUGAGAGAUUAAAGUGUGGGAAUAACAGCUGGACCAAGUGAUCAAAUAAUCUCUUAGACAUCCUGACCUUUUUUCUGGAGCAAGAAUAAUUAACUAUGUGGGUCCAAUCUUCUCUCUCCCUGUCUCUCUCACUCCAUUCUCUUUUCCCCUUCCC